UACAGUCUUGACACGUUACAGGUUGGACUUGUUUUUGUUUUUUGUUUUUCUCCUCUGCAAAGCUGAGCCAAACGGUUCAGGGUGUUACAACACAAGGAUGCCGACAGGCACUACUGUAUUUGUAAUUGUUGUUUACUAUUUUUAAUAUUACCCAGGAUCUUUUAAUUGUUGACAAAUUAACCUAGCAGCCGCCAUGGCAAAUGUCUUUUCCCACGGUGUGAGGAGAAGACUGUGGAGACCAGUGACGGUGUUGAGGACCUUUCAAGUAAAGGGCAGGCAUCAACACAACAAGGCAAUGGACGGCGACAAACCUUGGGCUCUGAUCUCCGAGGUGGGCGAGCAUGGCAUCCUGGAGCAGGCCAUGGACAUACUGAGGCAGCACUUCAGCGUCGUCCACCACCAGGACUUCCUGAAUGACCCGGGCCUCCAUGGCCCCAAAAUCCAGGCCCUGUUUCAGUGGAUGAAGCUUCCGGAGCCCACGCCGGCGCUGCUCGGCUCACUCCCGGCGCUCAAGGUGAUUGCCAGCGGAGGAGCUGGCUUCGACCACCUGGACCUGCCCUACAUCGCCCGCCUGGGGCUGAAGGUGGCCAACACGCCUUGGGUGGUCAGUGACAGCACGGCGGAUAUGGCCAUGGGGCUCCUUCUCGCGUCGGCGCGCAACAUUGUUGAAGGUCAUCAAAUGAUGAUGGACCCCAAGACCACCACGUUGCCGCAGUGGAUAGGUAGCGUUGAGGUGUCGGGGUCCACUCUAGGCAUCAUCGGAAUGGGAAAGAUUGGGUGCAAAAUCGCUCAGCGGGCCAAGGGAUUUGACAUGAAGAUUCUCUACUACAACAGAAACAGAAGGAGUGUAGAAGAGGAGCAGGCGUUGGGGGCCAGCUACUGCGAGAACUUGGCCGACCUGCUGGGCCGCUCUGACUUCGUGAUGCUGGCCGUGUGCCUGACGCCCGAGACCACCGCCCUCAUCGGUGCCAAGGAGCUGGCCUUAAUGAAGCCCACCGCCACGCUGGUCAACAUCAGCAGAGGUCAGGUGGUGGACCAGGACGUGUUGGUUAAGGCUUUGCAGUCCUGGACCAUACGGGCCGCUGCCCUGGAUGUGACUCAUCCCGAACCUCUACCAAGGGAUCAUCCUCUCCUCGGGCUUCCCAACGUGCUGAUCACCCCUCACUUUGGCACCAGUACCAUCACCACCAUAAGGAAGAUGGUGCAGAAGAUGGUCGACAACGCCCUGGCUGCCAUUAAAGGAGAAUCUAUGCCCGAUGAAUUAAAAUGCUGAAUAUUAGACCAGCAUUUCUCAACCUUUAUUAAGCCAAGGCACAUAUGUUAUUUUACUAUAGAUAGUAGAAAAAACUAUACUUUUAUAUAGUAUGUAUAGUACACAAAACUGAUUGAUAGCACUAAUCUAUAUUUUGUGUAGUCAAGUGUAUUUAUGAUUCAAAAAUAAAUCAUUUUAAACAUUU
Molecule: messenger RNA, 1457 nt
Organism: Phyllopteryx taeniolatus (common seadragon)
Lineage: Eukaryota; Metazoa; Chordata; Actinopteri; Syngnathiformes; Syngnathidae
Exons: 6
Coding region: 194-1273 (359 amino acids)
Cellular component (GO): cytosol
Molecular function (GO): hydroxypyruvate reductase [NAD(P)H] activity; NAD binding; glyoxylate reductase (NADPH) activity
Source: RefSeq, a predicted model, not a curated record